Molecule: messenger RNA, 1869 nt
Organism: Acanthamoeba castellanii str. Neff
Lineage: Eukaryota; Discosea; Longamoebia; Acanthamoebidae
Product: RNA recognition motif domain containing protein
Exons: 4
Coding region: 1-1869 (622 amino acids)
Cellular component (GO): ribonucleoprotein complex
Molecular function (GO): RNA binding
Source: RefSeq, a predicted model, not a curated record
AUGUGCAGUACGAGUGAAUUUGUUGUGCGGCUACGCGGGCUUCCUUGGCAAGCCACCGAGGAUGACAUUAAAAACUUCUUCCAGGGGUUGACGUUUGCACCCGAUGGAAAGGAUGGGCUGCCUUCCAUCCUUCUUGCACUAUCGCCAUCUGGUCGUCCUACAGGCGAGGGCUAUGCUCACUUCGACAACGAAGAGACUUUCGUGAAGGCCCUGGCCAAGGACAAGGAGAGAAUGGGCCAGCGGUACAUUGAGGUGUUCGCUUGCCCUCAGUCCGACAUGGAGAAGGCACAGAUGCUGGCACGCGGAGUCACAGAAGGUGCAUCAGCUGCCGCCACGAAUGAAGACGACCUCCAGUGCGCGGCUGUCGUCCGCAUGCGCGGGCUGCCAUUUCGGGCCACGGAGGGCGAGAUCGUAGCCUUCUUCGAGCAGGCGGGCGUGCGUGUGCUCGAUGGCGGCGUCCUCAUCUGCAAGAAUCCCGACGGGCGGGUGACAGGCGAGGCCUACGUGCAGUUCGGCUCGGACGAAGACGCCCGACGAGCGCUGGAGAGGCACCGCGACCAGAUGGGCUCGCGCUACAUCGAGCUCUUCCGCAGCAACAAACCCGAGCUGAUCAACGUGAUGCGGCGCCAGCAGACCACUCGCGACCUUCAACAACAGCGUGGCGGCUAUGGUCGAGGUCACGAUCACGGACAUGGGCACGAUCACGGGCACGGGCACGAACAUCGCGGUGGCUAUGGCGGUCCUCCGACCGGCCCUCCUGGCGCGGAAGAGGGCGACGGCGAGUGGGUGGUGCGCUUGCGCGGUCUUCCCUUCAGCGCCACGGAGGAGGAAAUUGCGAACUGGUUUGCGCCGAUGCCCGCGCGUCGGGUCCACAUCAUUCUCACCGGCUCUGGCCGGCCGUCGGGCGACGCCUUCGCCGAGUUCGACAACGAGGCCCAAUGGGAGCACGCCAUGUCCAAGAACCGCCAGCACAUGGGCAGCCGCUAUGUCGAGAUCUUCGGGUCCUCGAGGCACGAACUUAUGUCGUCUCUAUCGCACGGCGAGCCUCCCAGCCGCUACCAUCAUCAGCACCAAGGCCCGCCCUCCUACAACGAUCACCAGCGCCCACCUCCGCACAUGCCGCACCAUUAUCCCGGCCCGGACCCUGGCCACAUGGCCGGCCCCGGCAGGAUGCCCGGACCGUCCUACGGCUAUCCGCCGCAGUACGCUGGCGGAUACAGCAACCCUCCGAGCUACAACGACCCGAGCGGCUACAAUCCCGGAGGCUACAACCCGAGCGGCUACAACCCCGGAGGCUACAACCCGAUGGCGCACGGCAACAUGCCCCCGAUGGGAACGGGAAUGGGCGGACCCCUCGGCGCGCCAGGCGUGGACCCCACGAUCGCUCUUCUCCAGCUUACAACAGCUCUCAGUCAACAGGCGGCCCAAGCGCAGGCUCGCUCCCACGGGGCUCCGACGGCCCAGUCGCAGCUUGCCAUGAUGAUGCAACAGGCAGCCGCCUCUGGGUGGAACACGGCCUCGACGGCGCCCACCGCCCCGGCCUACCCUGUUCACCCCGCUCCCCCAAUUCCGGCACCCUACGACGGAGCGGCUCCCGCUAUCGCUCCUAGCGGCCGUACGCAGCACCGGCGGCCCCCAGUGUCCCUCCAGGCGCGUCUGGUGAUGCGUCCAAGGGCGUCACCAUACAAAUUCGGGGUGUGCCGUACCGAACGUCGCCUCAAGAGAUCAUCGAAUUCUUUGCUGGCUACGACAUCAUUCCCGAGUCCGUCCAGGUACACACAUCCUCUUGUAUCACCCUCCCCCCCCCAAUAUCGCCGUGUUGCUGACUUCGAGUGUUCCCCAGUUGGGAAGGGAUCAGGCGGGCUAUAG